AUGCAAGACCAACCACCAGCUUUUGACUCCGUCAACGUUAUGGAACUUCGUUCGGUGGAUGCCAGCAAAAUCACUAAGGUCAGCGUGUACACCGGGCUGGCUGAAAUUACGCGGCUUUUUAAGUUCGAUGUCAAAAUGGGGCAAAAUCAGGUGAAGAUUUCUGGGUUACCGAAUGUUAUGGGUGAGGAGUCCUUGAGGGUUGAGGCACGAGGUUCUGCGAGCAUCCAAGGAGUCACCAUUGGUUCGACUCCUCAACCGCCGGUACCGACUGCCUCAGAGGAACUCAAGAAUCUACGGAAAGAGAAGCGACUCGCUGAAAGCGCUAUCGAACGAUGUAACGCGUCCAUCGGAUCCAUACGCUCUUAUGUUGCGUCGACAACGACUGUUAACAUUCCAUCUGUAAACCUCGGCCAGUUGCUGCAGAGCUGCGAGACAGAAGGCGCAAGACUUGAUUCCCAGCUACUGGAACUUGAGGAGAAGCUAAGCGCGGUCACCGAGGCCGUGGAAGCAGAGGAGAAGAAACUCGAAGGCGGCAACGUUGAGCAAGACGGGCUCGGUAUGACGGCAUCUAUCGGUCUAUUCGCCCACGAAGCGGGGGAAAUAGAACUAACCCUGAUAUACGCUGUACGGCAAGCCAACUGGAGCGCUGGUUACGACGUACGCGUCAAUAUGCAUGCCAGCGACAAACCUGUCGUGCUCCUUUACAAAGCCAACAUUACACAGUCUACUGGCGAGGCAUACGUCCCACUGACCUUGGAAACAGUGACCCCCACAUAUGGCGCGGACAUUCCGACGCUAUCUUCGUGGUAUCUCUCUGUGUGGACGCCGCCCAGGCCCGAGUUGAGAAUCAAGAAAAAGAAGAAGUCGACAGCACGCUUGAGCUCGGAUGAUGAUUUGGUAAUGUAUACCACAGCUGCAUGUGCUCCGCUACCAAUGUCAUCGCGCGGAGCCUUCCAGGCCGAAAUCGUAUCCCAAGGAACCCUCAGCGCCACCUACCAAGUCCCUGGCCUCAUCAGCAUUCCUAGCGAUUCUCAGAACCACAGUGUUACGAUCAUUGAGCUGACACUUGGCGCGGAGAUGUCUUGGAUAACUGUGCCGAAGGUCGACAAGAGGGUGCAUCUGAAGGCGAAGGUGAAGAAUGCGUCCGAGUACUCCCUCCUCCCUGGCGAAGCAAGCAUAUACGUCGAUGGCAGUUUUAUCUCGAAGUCGAACAUCCCUUCCGUGGCUCCGCAAGGAAGUUUUGAUUGCUCUCUUGGAAUCGAUCCCUCCAUCCAAGUCACGUACCACCCCCUUAUCAAGAACGCUUCGCGAACAGGUUUCUAUACCAAGAGCUCUAAGCACAGCUACAAUCAACGCGUCACUAUCGCCAACACCAAGACCCAGCCAGUCGGCAACCUCAAAGUCCUCGACCGCAUUCCUGUCUCCGAGGACAGUCAAAUCACCGUGAAGCUCCUCAACCCCUCGCUGAGCCUCCCGUCGAUCAGCACGUCCGUCGGUACUAUCUCUUUACCGUCCAUCAGCGAAGACACAGCGUCCAACAAAACGAAGGAUGACCCGGACCGUCCGUUGAUGCCUCCAGUGAAAGUGAGUAGUGGGGUUGCCGCUCAGUGGGACGGGGCGGACGAUUCUCAGGGUGACAUCACCGCCCUCGGGAAGGAUGGCAAGUUGAAUUGGUUGUGUUCAAUCCCGCCCCAAGGCACGGUGAACCUUUCGCUGCAAUGGGAAGUGCUAGCUCCUGCAAGUAUCACUGUUAAUGGUUUGUAG
Molecule: messenger RNA, 1764 nt
Organism: Pleurotus ostreatus (oyster mushroom)
Lineage: Eukaryota; Fungi; Basidiomycota; Agaricomycetes; Agaricales; Pleurotaceae
Exons: 5
Coding region: 1-1764 (587 amino acids)
Source: RefSeq, a predicted model, not a curated record